UAAAUAAAGAGCAUAGACGCUUCUGGAAUUAUAAAUCGAACGACCACCGAAGAAGUCAAGCCCUAACCUUUGGGAAGAGAUUGCCCAGAGCCCUUCUCCUCCUCCGUCUCUUUCCCUCGGCAUCGAAUCUCUUCUGACGCUGACUUCGAAUCUGAGUUUUGCGUUUGAUUGUGCUGGAAGAAAGAUUCUUUGUUGUGGGACUGUUCCUGUUUCUGCACAUAAGAUGUACUUCCGGUCAUCAUCAUACCAAAAUGCAGGAAUUGAGCUGGUUUUUUUAUCUUCUAAAUGGACUGCAAGAAGUUCAUGCAAUUGGUUGAGGAGAAAAAGAAGAGAGCUCUCGAGAAAAAAGAAGCUCCCUUGAAAUGGGAACAAAAGCUAGAAGCUGCUGCCAAGGCGAAGGCUGAUGCUGAGGCCAAGAGGAAGCUAAAGGCUCGAAAGCACAGGAAACGGUCUGAUUCAGGUUCCGAAAAUGACACUGAUGAUGAUAGCAGCAAUGAUGGGAGGAAAAAGAAGAGCAGAAGAACUCGUACCAAGAAUGGCUUAAAAAGGAAGGAUAGGAAAUCCAAGCGCAGAUCAAAGAGACGGUCAUCAAGCUCAAGUGAUGAAUAUGAGAGUGACUCUGAGGAGGACCAUAGGAGGAGGAAAAACCACAAGAGGCGCAGGCAUCAAGAUUCGGGCUCUGAUUCUAGCAGCUCAGAUUCGAGUAGUGAUGAUGAGGAAGCUAGGAGGAGAAGACGCUCGAGGCAUCACAAGCGGCAUAGAAGAUCUGAAUCGAGUUCUUCGGAGUCUUCAAGUGAGGAGGAAGGUGAGAUCCGAAGGAAUGGUCAUGCCAAGCACCAUAGAGGGCACAGACGUUCUCGUUCCCAUAGUGUGGAAUCAGGUUCUGAUGACUCCAGGUGCGAUAGGAGGAGCCAUCAUCACUGCCACAACCAUAACCAUAAGCACCGUCAUCAUCGCAGUGAUAAAGAUGAGAGGGCUGGCUCUGAGCCUCUUGUGGAGGCAAAUGGGAAGCAGCCGGACCAUGAGGAUGAAGCUCCAUCGACCAAUGUUGGUAAUGUUGAUGGGGAUAGGAACGAGUAGAGUGGGGGAUAGUGAUAAGAGUAGCUCAAACUUGUGCUUUUCUAGAACUUUUGCUGGAGAAAUUCGGAACUCAGGACCUUUUGCUUUGUGUAUUCUCACUAUUGUCAUGUCUAUCUCAGUUUUCUUUGAUUGCUCGGGUUUAUCAAUUGAAGCUCGAGUUGGAUCAUGAUUUCAUUUGUCAACUGUGGUUUCAUCUGAUGCUUAAGUGUUGUUUAGACUAGUCGGAAUAGGUCAUUCCUGUGAUAUGUGAUGAUCGUGAACUUUUUAUUCUUGUAUAACAUCAUUGACUGGUAAAAACUGUUUGGUUGCUUAUGACUGCAUCCAACUACUGAAA
This is a messenger RNA of Punica granatum (pomegranate), 1414 nucleotides long. The record is from RefSeq and is a predicted model, not a curated record. Lineage: Eukaryota; Viridiplantae; Streptophyta; Magnoliopsida; Myrtales; Lythraceae.